AUGGCUACACUCUCUGUGCCGUCGCCUAACCUGGGCUCAGCUUCAUUGGGUGACAGCAUCCACAGGCCACUCUCCACCCAUGGCUUGCCAAAGCAGCCGCGUACAAUGUCACCCGAACGACCACAUCGGUUUUCAGCAAAGAGUUACCCUCCUCCAGCUCUUGUUCACACUCCCAUGACACCACAGUCGUUGGGACCAAUGUCUCCCCCACCCAUGUCAGCAAAGUCCUUUGGGACGUUCAUCGACUCAGAGCCAUCGACACCAGCCUACUCACCAAGAAUGGAUCACGAGUGGGGCGACUCAUCGGUGGUCUUAGUCCGACCUAUGUCUUCGUCCUCAGAGCCAUCCAGCCCUACCGAGCCUGUAUGGCGCAUGCUGCAACCGCUGCCAGUAAAGGCUCCGCCCAAGCCUAAGGCUAUCGUCGCAAGUCCUCAAUCUAUGGAAGCAGCCACUACCGCCAAGGAGAUCUCAACGAACACUUCGCUUUCAUCACAUCCUACUAAACAGGCGAGGCACAUCAGUCGCCCACAAGAGAUCAAGCUGGCAGAUCUAUCGCAGCAAGACUACACCCCAAAGAGUGAAGAUAUCGCAAAGGAUGAUGAGAAAAGGCUACAAGAACAGACUGCCAGCACUCCCACCGCGGCGACCUUUGGCAAGCUGGCGACAAAGAUGAAGUUAAUGUUACGAAGGAAGAACACAAACGCAAAGAAGAAAGAGAAGAAGAAGAGGCAGUACGAAGAAGUCGACCGUAUCGAGGACGUCCACUGGACAGAGAUAUGGAAACAGCCAACUAGGGACCCCACAACUAUCCUCCUCGAGUCCGGCUUCCCAACCAAGACCGUACUUGUUCUUCUCGUGCUCGGCGGUCUAGCAUACUACUUCGUCGACAUCGUAGAAACGGACUGGACAGAUAGCGUCUAUGCGGCUUUUUCAUCUGGCGAUGAUGCCUCCGCCCUUGCGACACCUCUCCAUUUCUACAACUCCCGUGAGGAGAUCCAACACGUGCUUGACUUUCACAUCCCGGACCCCAGCGCGCCGCUCAAGGAUCCCAAUGUCGCCAAGUUUUUUUCGGAGCAGUUCGACAAGUUAUGUUUUGGGUGGAUGAUGACAGAGGACGAUGCGAAGAAGGGUGUUGAAGGCAUGGAAGGCGUACAAAUGCCCAUCACACACGGAUGUCGCUUCCGUAGCAACGAGCCUUGUGAAGACUAUUUCGCACUGGGGACAUCACCAGGCCCAGGGGAUAAGCUGUGGAAUUACUGGACGGUGCUAGAUGGACACGCAGGACGCCACACAGCAUUCUAUCUGCAAUGGACAUUAAUCCCCAUGGUCAGCUCCGCCCUAACCAGCCUGUCACAAUUCGCCUCAAGCCCAGAAGUCGAAUCCACAAUAAAGCGUGCCUUCCUCAACAUCGACAAGACAAUCAUGGACCGAGCAAAGACUGCCGCAAACUGGUUUCCCGCCGCGAACGGCGCCGCAAUCGCUGCUCUGACCCCAGCCUUCUCAGGUUCCUGUGCUCUCCUAGCAGCCUUUGAUCCUCAAACCUCAAGAUUACGUGUAGCAUGCACGGGCGACUCUCGCGCUGUGCUUGGCCGCUGGGACCCGACAACAGAAUCAUAUACCGCAGUUCCAUUAUCAGAAGACCAAACCGGAUUCAACGCCAAAGAGGUCGCGAGACUGAGCCAAGAACACCCGGACGAGUCCGUCAUCGACCCCAAAACAGGUCGUAUGCUCGGCAUAGCAGUGACACGGGCUUUCGGUGAUCAUCGCUGGAAAUGGGACAAUGAGUUCAUCAAAGCUGUCCAACACAAGUUCUGGGGUACUGCGCCGAGACCUGGUAGUAAAAGCCCUCCAUACAUGACUGCUGAACCUGAGAUUACGGAAACAGAAGUUGUGAGACGAGAACCUGGCGACGGGAAAGGCAAGAGCGACUUUAUGAUUUUAGCUUCUGAUGGUCUUUGGGAUCGUAUUUCUUCUGAACAUGCUGUGGAAUGUGUUUCUAGGUACUUGGCCGCCCGAGAGCGAGGCCAAGAAGUAGAUUGGAAAGCAACGCCAGAGUACUUCGCCAUUGAGGAUGAGAACGCAGCUGUUUGUCUAGCGAGGAAUGCCAUGGGUGGAACUAGGAGGGGGUUGUUUUUGGGUAUCUUAGCGGGUCCUGAGCCAUUAAGUCGGAAUGCUGUGGAUGAUACUACAAUCAUGGUAGUUUUCUUCGAUAAGCUGGGCGAUGGCAAGGGAGAAGGAACGGGAGCGGCGAAGAAGAAGAUGGAGAAGAAAGAGAAGAAGUGGUGGUGGCCGUUCUGA
Messenger RNA from Alternaria alternata, 2298 nucleotides. RefSeq names its product protein serine/threonine phosphatase 2C. Bases 1 to 2298 code for a protein of 765 amino acids. Lineage: Eukaryota; Fungi; Ascomycota; Dothideomycetes; Pleosporales; Pleosporaceae. Gene Ontology annotation, molecular function: protein serine/threonine phosphatase activity. The record is from RefSeq and is a predicted model, not a curated record. Gene Ontology annotation, biological process: protein dephosphorylation. The transcript is spliced from 3 exons.